Messenger RNA from Hordeum vulgare subsp. vulgare (domesticated barley), 2588 nucleotides. Its product is annotated as leucine-rich repeat receptor-like serine/threonine-protein kinase BAM1. The record is from RefSeq and is a predicted model, not a curated record. Gene Ontology annotation, biological process: protein phosphorylation. Gene Ontology annotation, molecular function: protein kinase activity; ATP binding; protein binding. The transcript has 2 exons. NCBI's taxonomy places the organism in Eukaryota, Viridiplantae, Streptophyta, Magnoliopsida, Poales, Poaceae. The coding region runs from base 23 to 2317 and encodes 764 amino acids.
UAGCAUCCUCAAUAGAAGCAAGAUGAGUGAGAUUGCUAUUUCCCACCUUGUUCAUCGCAUUCAUACCAUCCUCUGCAAGCCCAAGAUGAGAGCCAUGGCAAAUUCUCAGCUAGUUCACAGUACCAUCCUCCACAAGAUAUCUCUGGUCCUCUUCAUUUGCUCGCUCCUUGGCUACAACUGUGAAGCCAUGAGUAGGAAGGCUGAAAAGGCAGCACUUCUAAGCCUUGAGAGACACUGGGGUAAACAGAAGAAUAUCAAGUGGAGCUCCAUCAUGGACAGAGGCCACUGUAAGUGGGAUGGGGUCACUUGCACUCGGGAGGGCUUUGUUACAGGUAUUUCACUCAGUAACUACAAUCUUGCCAAGCCAAUUCCGUUAGAAAUUUGCUCGUUCAAGAACCUUACGUACAUUGACCUUUCGUACAACAACAUUCCAGGCUUUUUCCCUACGGUUCUUUACAGUUGCUCAAGCCUUGAACAUCUGAACCUCUCGUACAAUUCUUUCGUUGGUAGUCUUCCAUUAAAUAUCCAUUUACUGUCAAAAACAAUUACCCACCUUAACCUUGAAUCGAAUAAUUUAUCCGGUAGUAUUCCUAGUUCAAUCUUCCAGCUUUCAUCACUAGAAGUGCUGAUACUAGACUCCAAUCCCUUUGCUUCACACAUAAUUGAUCCACAGUUUGGAAAUUUGACAAACCUAGAAGUAUUGUCAAUGAGUAAUAUGAAUCUAGUUGGUGAAACUCCAAACACUAUAUCAAAGCUGACCCGACUUAGAAUCUUAGAUUUGUCUUCUAAUCCCUUUGCUUCACACAGAAUCAAUCCACAGUUUGGAAAUUUGACAAGCCUAGAAAAGUUGUCCAUGAGUAAUAUGAGCAUAGUUGGUGAAAUUCCAGACACUUUAUCCAAGCUGACCCGACUUAUAAUCUUAGAUUUGUCUUGUAACACGCUGAAUGGGACAAUACCUAGUGGGAUUUGGAGAAUGCAGAAUCUAGAGUCCCUUGAUCUACACAGUAACUCACUCUCUGGUCACGUACCAGAUGAGUUUUGUAACCUCAAGAAACUGUCCACACUUUUAUUGAACGAUAAUCUUCUAUCCGGCCCACUGCCGCAAAACCUUACACAAUUACAAGUAGCCUCCAUCUUCUUCCUCAAUUUCUCUAAUAACCAACUGACGGGCAAGAUUCCAUCUCCUCUCGAGUUGAAAAUAUUUCAGUGGAGCUUUCUUUCCAAUCCUGGCUUAUGUUCCUCCGAUCACUUUGGAGACCUUCCCAUGUGCACCAGAUUGCACUUGAAGAUGUUUGUAAUCAUCCUCCUGGUCUUUGGUUCAACCAUUUUCACAUGCGCGGGGCUGAUUACUUUAAUUAAGAACAAGGCAUUUUUCUUAUAUGAAAAGGACAAUGCCCCAUCUCCACCACAGUGGAAGCUGACGGCCUUCCAAGCUAUUGAUUAUGACACUCAAGACAUCGUUUGCAGACUCAUUGAUGCAAACCUUGUCGGCAGCGGUGGCUCGGGAAAGGUAUAUAAGAUCUGCUUUGGUGCUGAAAAUGUUAUAGCUGUCAAGCAAAUAUGGACUAGUGGCGGACCGGAAGAUAUGCUGGAAAAGCAGUUUCAAGCUGAAAUUGAGGUUCUUGGAUCCAUCCGACACGGCAAUAUCGUAAAGUUGCUUGGCUACAUUUCAAGCUCCGAAUCGAAGCUCCUCAUAUACGAGUACAUGGAACAUGGUAGCCUGUAUGAAUGGCUGCAUCAGAAAGAUGAUCCCGCUGGUACAACCAGACAGUUGUUGAACUGGCCAACAAGGAUGUCAAUAGCGAUAGAUGCCGCCAGAGGAUUGUGUUACAUGCACCACGGUUGCUCUCCUCCUAUAGCACAUCGUGAUGUAAAAUCCAGCAACAUCCUACUGGAUCCUGAAUUCAAGGCAAAGAUUGCGGACUUUGGCCUAGCUCGCACUCUGCUUAAAGCCGGUGAUCCAGAGUCUGUCUCGGCGGUGGUUGGGUCCUUUGGAUAUAUAGCUCCAGAGUUUGGAAGCUCGAAAAAAAUGAAUGAGAAAGUUGAUGUGUACAGCUUUGGGGUGGUUCUCUUGGAGCUGGUAACAGGGAGGCGUGCAAAUGGUGGGGGCGGGUACGAGAAUUUGGCGCAAUGGGCAUGGAGGCAAUUUCAUCAAGACGAGGACAUCCAUUUGACAAAUCUGAUCGACGCAGGCAUACGAGAUGCAGCCCACUCGCGUGAGGUACAACUGGUGUUGAAGCUAGGGCUAAUUUGCACGGGCACAAACCCAUCGUCACGGCCGUCCAUGAAGCAGGUUCUGCAGGUCCUGCAACGCUGAAAAAACGCUGGUUCAUUAGCCAUCUAAACCAGAAGGUCGUCAAAAGUUUGAGGGACACGCCGUGGUGUUAUUUCUACUAGAUAUAAUUUGUCCAACGAAAUUGGAAGGGCGCGACACACACAAUAGUUUUUUGUACAAGCAAUAAGAUUCAGGCAUCUGUUUUUCUUAUUGUGCAAUGUCAGCGUGUUGUCUGGUUGUUGAUCCUGUUACUUUGAGGUUCAGUUUAAAGUCAAGGUCUAAACAGGGUAUCAGUAUAAACAUCUGGUUUUGG